This is a messenger RNA of Numida meleagris (helmeted guineafowl), 1012 nucleotides long. It is a transcript of the gene CCL1, whose product is annotated as C-C motif chemokine ligand 1. Gene Ontology annotation, molecular function: chemokine activity; CCR chemokine receptor binding. The record is from RefSeq and is a predicted model, not a curated record. Lineage: Eukaryota; Metazoa; Chordata; Aves; Galliformes; Numididae. Gene Ontology annotation, biological process: positive regulation of GTPase activity; immune response; chemokine-mediated signaling pathway. Gene Ontology annotation, cellular component: extracellular region. The transcript has 3 exons. Bases 157 to 447 code for a protein of 96 amino acids.
AGCGACGAGUGGUUCUUCCCCUGGGGAGAGUCCAGAGCUGUCAUGGAAAUCCUGGCCAGGGGCUAUAUAAUGCUGAGGUACAGGCAGGUAGCACUCAGCAGCACCAAACCAGCAAGAGCUACUGGUUCUUGGAGCUGACAGCCACCCAGAUUGGACAUGAAGGUCUUCUCCUUGGCUAUGGUCACUCUGCUGCUCGCUGCUGUCUGGACUGAGAGCUGGGGCAAGUCCUUCCGCAGCCCCUACAGCUCCUGCUGCUACAAGAACAUGUUCAUCAAGAAGGAAAUCAAUACCUCACUCAUCAACAGCUAUCGGGAAACACCCCCAAACUGCUCCCGCAGAGCCAUUAUCGUGGAGCUGAAGAAGGGGAAGAAGUUCUGUGUGGACCCUGCAGAGGGCUGGGUUCAGCAGUACCUGCAGAGAAAGAAGCUGAGCAACACCUCAACGUGAGCUGCCACCAACACCAGCUCUAUUUCUUUGUACCCUACCGUUACCUGUCAGUGCCUGAGGUGUCUCGUUAACUUAUGGAGCCAGCUCUGCCUCAUCCCCAUCUGUCCCACUUCACACUACUGUACAGCCCUACUGGGAUUUAAUAAAGCUACUUGCUCUGACCUGCACCUGUGUGGCUGGAGUGAGAUACGAAUCCGGCACUGGGAAAGAGGGGUUGUGGUGGGCAAGGCAUCAGGGGACGUGAAACCAGAAUGGGGAGGGUAAAGAAGAAGGCUGGUCCUGUGUGUCCCCAGACCAAGUAGACCCUGCCUGGUUGCGGGGUGAAGGAUGCUCUGCACAGAUGUUCACUCCAUGGGAUGGAGAUUUGGGCUGAUGUCAGUUGGCAAUGGAGAAAUUUUGGGUUUCAGGGGAUUCACUGCAGGGUUGGUGCAGAGCAGCAGGGUGGAUGUCACAAGGCUUCAGGCUCUGACCAGUCCCCACUGGGCACUAAAAUGGAAUCUGAAAGCAGUGGUCCAGAGGCAACCACUUCCCCUUUUGCAGCUUUAUUUCUCCACUUAAGCAAAAC